This is a messenger RNA of Gilbertella persicaria, 1208 nucleotides long. RefSeq lists its product as uncharacterized. NCBI's taxonomy places the organism in Eukaryota, Fungi, Mucoromycota, Mucoromycetes, Mucorales, Choanephoraceae. The transcript has a single exon. Gene Ontology annotation, molecular function: protein binding. The record is from RefSeq and is a predicted model, not a curated record. The coding region runs from base 21 to 1208 and encodes 395 amino acids.
CUUUAUCUUACAUUACAAUCAUGAAUCAAAAUUUCUUGCGUACCUCCACAAAAACUUGCUUUAGAAAAUCCCCAACAUGUUUACGAAGCUCUCGGUCCCUCAGCAGCAAGGCAACAGGCUGGUUUCAACGCUUCUUGAGCCCUGCUGAAGAAAAGAAGCUCUAUCUAGGAAUUACCAGCUCUUUUCGAGAAAAACUAGUUGAACAGUCCAACAAAAGCACACAGACAUACAGCCGUAUUAUUGAACAUGCUCUUUUCACCCAACCUUCAAAAACGUCAAAGACCGGUAUGCUCUCUGUAGCUCGUCUAGAACAACUAAAAACCGAAUUGGACGAAGCUGGAAAACAAAAAGAUGUGAAUGCACUUCAGCAAUUACAAUUGGAAAUGGACAAUGCUGACUUGACAGCCAUUGCCAUAUACAAUCGAUUGAUUCGUGCUUAUCUUUGGUGCGAUGAACUCACAUUGGCUCAAGAUGUGUUGUCUAAAUUUGAAGAACGAGGUCUUGUACCUACUGUUCGUACAUUUACUUAUUUAAUACAAGCACAUUUAAAGAAAGAUCAGCUCGAAGAAGCAAAGCGACUUGUUGAAGAAAUGCAUCGUUUGUCUCUAUCACGAUUAAGAAACAAUUUCGACUGCAGUAUCAUGUUGAAAUUCUACCAGGCUUGUGGUGAUUCACACGCUAUUGAAUAUUUAUGGAGAGAUAUGAUGGCCCAUGCCGAUGCUGUCAAGCCUGGUUUUGGUCUUUUCACUCAAUAUGUGGAAUACUUGAUCUCAAAGAAAGACCUAAGGUUGAUUGCCAAAACAUCACAAGAAUUUUUAGCCCACCAUCAUCAACCAUCAGAACAACAGCUUCUUCCUCAUCAGUAUAUGACAUGGGUCAAAUCUAUCAAUCUAUUGGUAAACAAUAAAGCGAAUACCCAAACAGCAGAUCAACUUCUAUUUUUUCUUAUCAAAAAAGCACCACCCAAGAUGCCAUGGGACAAAGUUAAAGAUGCUAUUGAAUGCAUUGUCAAGUCCUAUUUAAAUGAAGAGCAAGAAUUAAAAGCACUGGCAUUUUAUUACAAACUUCGCAAACAGAAGGUACCUGACCAAGCCUUUGAACAAGAGACACUCAAAUCUAUCGAGAUUGUAUUACAGCAUGUAGAGAAAAAAAGCGAUCAGAAACAAGUGAUGGCCGAAUUAGAAGGCCUUGUUUUAUUUAAAGCCUAG